AACUGAAUUUUCACACGAAGUCUCCCAAGAAUUUAAUUCCAUCACGCAGUCAACAAAAGACCGUCGACGGACUCUGCAUCGAGCAUUAAUAUACAUCAAUCUCUCUCUCUCCCUCUCUCUCUCUCACCCCCAACUACAAAGGGACCGGCUAGCUAGGGAGGAGAAAGCUUAAUUUCUAGGAGAGAGCUUAAUUUCUAUAUAUAUAUAUAUUUGCGGUGGCUGAAGAACCAAACCUCGAACUCGUACGUAGCUUAAUUACCCCGAUCGGCUAGAUCAGCCACAUGAACACCACACCGGCCUACGGAGCUGUCAGUCCAGCCGUGCCACUAUGGCUAAACAAGGGCGACAACGCAUGGCAAAUGACGGCGUCGACUCUCGUAGGCCUCCAGAGCAUGCCGGGCCUGGUCAUCCUCUAUGCCAGCAUUGUCAAGAAGAAAUGGGCAGUAAACUCGGCCUUCAUGGCUCUCUACGCCUUCGCCGCUGUGCUUAUCUGCUGGGUCCUCGUCUGCUACCGCAUGGCCUUCGGUGACGAACUCCUCCCCUUCUGGGGAAAGGGCGCACCCGCUCUUGGCCAAAAGUUCCUCGUCCACCAGGCCAGAGUCCCCGAGAGUAAGCACACUACUGAAGGUGGCCGUGAGGAGACCGUUGAGCCCUUUUAUCCGAUGGCCUCGCUCGUUUACUUCCAAUUCACUUUCGCCGCCAUUACCAUGAUUUUACUUGCUGGGUCUGUUCUGGGGCGCAUGAACAUCAAGGCGUGGAUGGCGUUUGUCCCUCUUUGGCUUGUGUUCUCCUACACCGUCGGAGCCUUUAGUCUUUGGGGUGGUGGCUUUUUGUAUCACUGGGGUGUCAUAGAUUACUCCGGCGGCUAUGUCAUCCAUCUUUCCUCAGGAAUCGCCGGUUUCACUGCCGCUUAUUGGGUUGGCCCGAGGCUAAAGAGUGACAGGGAGAGGUUUCCUCCCAACAACGUCUUGCUUAUGCUUGCCGGUGCGGGGCUGCUGUGGAUGGGAUGGUCAGGUUUCAAUGGUGGAGCACCAUACGCAGCAAACAUUGACGCUUCAAUAGCAGUGUUAAACACAAACAUAUGUGCGGCGACGAGUCUUCUUGUCUGGACGUCUCUGGACGUCGUCUUCUUCGGGAAGCCUUCGGUGAUAGGUGCUGUUCAAGGGAUGAUGACCGGACUAGUGUGCAUUACUCCAGGAGCAGGGUUGGUACAAUCGUGGGCGGCUAUAGUGAUGGGGAUUCUUUCUGGUAGCAUUCCAUGGGUGUCCAUGAUGAUCCUUCACAAAAAGUCUACUUUGCUACAAAAGGUGGACGACACUUUAGGUGUAUUUCACACGCACGCAGUGGCUGGGCUAUUGGGAGGGCUUCUCACUGGGCUUUUCGCAGAGCCAGAGCUUUGUGCACUCAUACUCCCAGUAAGCAACACAAGGGGCGCAUUCUAUGGCGGAAAUGGUGGAAAGCAAUUCCUCAAGCAACUGGUUGCAGCCUUGUUUGUGGCCGGUUGGAACUUAGUGUCCACGACCCUAAUUCUUCUGGCCAUAAGGUUGUUCAUCCCAUUGAGGAUGCCGGAUGAGGAACUGGCAAUUGGAGAUGACGCUGUGCAUGGAGAGGAGGCUUAUGCUCUUUGGGGUGAUGGAGAAAAAUAUGACCCUACAAAGCAUGGUUGGAAUACAUCAUCCUAUGCGCAGGACAUUACACCAUCUCCAUAUGUCAAUGGUGCUAGAGGUGUGACCAUCAAUUUGUAAGCCAACCGGUUUAAUUAUGUAUCAUUCCCGCCCACUUACGUUAGAAUUAAAUAUACCACACUAUAUAUAUAAUGCCUUGGAAAAUAGUUUUGUACAA
Juglans microcarpa x Juglans regia is the source of this 1842-nucleotide messenger RNA. Its product is annotated as ammonium transporter 2-like. Gene Ontology annotation, cellular component: plasma membrane. Gene Ontology annotation, molecular function: ammonium channel activity. The coding region runs from base 282 to 1745 and encodes 487 amino acids. The transcript is spliced from 4 exons. The record is from RefSeq and is a predicted model, not a curated record. Gene Ontology annotation, biological process: ammonium transmembrane transport. NCBI's taxonomy places the organism in Eukaryota, Viridiplantae, Streptophyta, Magnoliopsida, Fagales, Juglandaceae.